Molecule: messenger RNA, 1899 nt
Organism: Glycine soja
Lineage: Eukaryota; Viridiplantae; Streptophyta; Magnoliopsida; Fabales; Fabaceae
Product: protein trichome birefringence-like 35
Exons: 7
Coding region: 296-1639 (447 amino acids)
Cellular component (GO): Golgi apparatus
Molecular function (GO): O-acetyltransferase activity
Source: RefSeq, a predicted model, not a curated record
CUACAUUUACCAACAAUCAUUCUACAGUUAAUGUUGACGGGAAAAUAAGUAAUCAACUGCUUCUCUAAUUUUACAACAUCAAUCUUGGCUCAGAGAGAGGUUGCAACUUGCAAAUGCAGCACCGACUGAUUAUUGUUCAAACUUCAAACUUCAAACUUCGAAAUCGAAGUUUCUGAUUCUGUCUAUUUCCGAGUACUGACUAGUCUUUAUUACAUACCAGCUCACCCUUGAUUUGGUUUCCUUAUAGAGGAUCAAAAGUCAAAAUCAUAAUCAACUACAACCCACCAACACCACCAUGCAGAGGUGGAAGUGGAACAGAAAGAAACCCCCCAUUUUCCCUUUGCUUGUGCUUAUUUUAUUGUUUUUCAUAGCCUUCUCAACCCUCCAGAGUGAACACACCAUACAACGAAUCCAUGAAAAUCCAGAUCAUGUUCACAACCACCAAGAAGUUUCUUCAGCCACCUUUGUCAAACCAAACCUCUCUGGUCACCUAAAGCAAGCACCAGAGGUUUUGGAUAGAUUCAGUAGAUGCAACUCCACUGUGGAGUAUAGUGGCCGGAAAAUUGCUUGGCUCGGCGAUUCUCGGCAUUCCGGUCACUGGAGUGCGAGGCCGGAGAGUUGUGAUGUUUUUUCAGGCAAAUGGGUGUUUGAUAAUGUUUCACAUCCACUUUACAAUGAGUCAGAUUGCCCUUACAUGUCUGACCAAUUGGCCUGUCACAAGCAUGGGAGGUCUGAUUUGGGGUACCAGUAUUGGAGAUGGCAGCCACAUAACUGCAAUUUGAAGAGGUGGAACGUGAAAGAAAUGUGGGAGAAGUUGAGAGGUAAAAGGCUAAUGUUUGUUGGAGAUUCACUAAAUAGAGGGCAAUGGAUAUCUAUGGUAUGUUUGUUACAAUCAGUAAUUCCUGCUGAUAAGAGAUCAAUGUCACCAAAUGCCCAUCUCACCAUUUUCAGAGCAGAGGAGUACAAUGCGACUGUGGAAUUUCUCUGGGCUCCUCUUCUUGCUGAAUCUAAUUCUGAUGAUCCAGUAAAUCACAGACUAGAUGAACGGAUAAUUCGUCCUGAUACGGUUCUUAGACAUGCAUCACUGUGGGAAAAUGCUGAUAUACUAGUUUUUAAUACAUACUUGUGGUGGAGACAAGGCCCAGUCAAGCUAUUAUGGACUCAUGAAGAAAAUGGAGCUUGUGAAGAAUUGGAUGGGCAUGGAGCCAUGGAGUUAGCCAUGGGAGCCUGGGCAGAUUGGGUAUCUUCUAAAGUCGAUCCCCUUAAGAAGCGUGUCUUUUUUGUGACCAUGUCACCUACUCAUCUCUGGAGUCGAGAGUGGAAACCAGGAAGCGAGGGAAACUGUUAUGGGGAGAAGGACCCCAUUGACAAUGAGGGCUACUGGGGAAGUGGCUCAGAUUUGCCCACAAUGAGCACUGUGGAGAAGAUCCUAAGCAAUUUGAGCUCAAAAGUUUCUGUCAUCAACAUUACUCAACUAUCAGAGUAUAGAAAGGAUGGUCAUCCUUCCAUUUUUCGCAAAUUUUGGGAGCCCCUUCGCCCGGAACAAUUGUCAAAUCCCCCAUCUUACUCUGAUUGCAUACAUUGGUGCUUGCCUGGGGUACCUGAUGUGUGGAAUGAGUUACUAUUCCAUUUUUUGUAGAAGUUGUUUAUUCAAUUUUCUUGAUUGAAUAUAGCAGCCAAUGUCUGCAUUUUUUAAAGAGUGGCAAAAGCUGCUUACAUUAGUUGUUUGCACGCAAGGGUGGACUGUUUUUGACAAGUGAAUGCUGAAAAUUUAGAGAUCUCAACGUUCAUGUGCCACUUUAAAACUUGGCUUCACUCAGAAAAGGAACAAAAAAACUGAGGUAGUUAUUUGUUGGAUUUCUUAUAAAUGUGAUUUAUUCUAUUCUCUCAUUCUGCACA